GGUGGGAAGGGGAGGGGGCGCUGUCCGGCGGCUCCCGCGGAGCCAGUCUCCUGGCUUACGUAAGGCGCGAGUCCCGUGCAGCCGGCUGGGGCUUGGAGCCGGGGCGGGCGGGCGGAGGCGGCGCCGCCCAGCGGGAUCCGGGCUGGAAGCUUCCCCGAGAGCCGCGUCCCCGCCGAGAGGAGGCCGGCGAGGCCCCGCGCGAGCCGACGGGGUCAGGGCAGAAGAAACAAAGUUCCCGGGGCUCUCCGAGGCCGCUGUCGGGGUGGCCUGUCUGGCAGUCCUCCACCCCGCCUCGCGAAGGCAAUGGCUUCCAAACUCCUGCGCGCGGUCAUCCUUGGGCCCCCCGGCUCGGGCAAGGGCACCGUGUGCCAGAGGAUCGCCCAGAACUUCGGCCUCCAGCAUCUCUCCAGCGGCCACUUCCUGCGGGAGAACAUCAAGGCCAACACGGAAGUUGGUGAUAUGGCAAAGCAGUACAUAGAGAAAGGCCUUUUGGUUCCAGAUCAUGUGAUCACACGUCUGAUGAUGUCGGAGCUGGAGAACAGGCGUGGCCAGCACUGGCUACUGGAUGGUUUUCCUAGGACAUUAAUUCAGGCUGAAGCCCUGGACAAAAUGUGUGACCUGGAUCUAGUGAUCACUUUGAACAUUCCAUUUGAAACACUCAAAGAUCGUCUCAGCCGACGUUGGAUUCACCCUCCGAGUGGAAGGGUGUAUAACCUGGACUUCAAUCCACCUCAUGUACCAGGGAUUGAUGACAUCACUGGUGAACCAUUAGUCCAGCAGGAAGAUGAUAAACCUGAAGCAGUUGCUGCCAGGCUAAGACAGUACAAGGAUGUGGCAAAGCCAGUCAUUGAAUUAUACAAGAGCCGAGGAGUGCUCCACCAAUUUUCUGGGACGGAGACUAACAAAAUCUGGCCUUAUGUUUACUCGCUUUUCUCGAACAAGAUCACACCUAUUCAGUCCAAAGAAGCAUACUGAGGCGGCCCAAUGGAAGAAUCAGGAAGAUACCGUCCUUUAUUCAGCUGUAUGUGUAGUAUUGGUGCCAUGUCCAAAUUAGAAGCUAGCUGAGAUAGCCUGCAGCACCUUUUCUAGUUUAAAUGGUGAUCUGAUAUGAUAUGGAAACUAAUGAGUAGCGUUAAUGAAGAGGCUCUUCUCUGCCUUGCAAAGGGAGGAUCAUGCACAUGUACACAUGUUUAAGAUGUCUUUGCAUAUGUCUCAAGCCCUUCAUAAGAAAGCAAGUACAGGCUGGAUUUCACAGGGUGUAUAAUGCAAACUCUAGCUGAUUUCUGACAGUCACGGUGUUUCUGUAGUAGCCUUGUUAUGUGGUAGUGGUGGCCUCUGGUUCCCCCAUCUCCCAAAGGCUAUUGAACCAUCGUACCAGGAGGCCUGAGAAUGCCAAGGGCUGCAGCCCAGGCCUGUUCCAAACUCUGGUCUGUGCCUUCCUGGUGACUGUGGGAUGAAGCCAACUGCUCUCAGUGGCUGCUCCUCUGGCCUGAAGUGACUGUCUACAAUCCAUUUUUUUGGUCAGGAGUAACACCUUGUUUUCUGCGUCCAUGCUCCAUAGACUCUCUCUCCUUCAGACAUCCUAGAAUGAAAGGAUUUGGCUUCUAUUUUUAUUAGACUUUUUUUUUUUUUACACGUAUUCUCCCUUCCUAGGCUAUAAUGUAAUAUGCAUACUUACUGCUUUUAUCCCUCUCAAAUUCCUUUUUGAGAGCUGUGAGCUAGGGGACGAUGUUGAGUCACUCAUGCACCAGGCACUGAAUACGUGGAGGGUCUACUUAAACUGCUGGUCUGACUCUCAUGGGUUGAUACCUCUCCCUUUUGUUGUGGAAAGAUAAAAUCAUCAAAACUUUUUUGGGAAACCAAAAAAAAAAAAAAAAAAAGAAAUAGUUACCUACAUAAAUGUUAAAAGAUUCUAUGUUAUGUAUAGAAGUUGUAAGACCACAUGGAAUUACUAGGCUAAAAAAGUAGUUUAGCUUUUUAUUCAAGUAAAAAAAAUGUAUUUUGAAAAUGCUGCUAAAUAUUGAUGCUGAUAGUGUCUUUCUCCUAUAAGGGACCCAAGAAUAUUAGAAACAGUUGGCAAUGGAGGUGGAUGGAUCCUAUAGGGUAGAGGAAACCAUUGUACUGGCUGUGUCCAUACUGAGUAUGACAGCUUUACAGUUAUGGGAAAACAAAUUCUUGAUUUUUUUUUUCCUAUUCCAAAGAUGCUUUCUAUGGAGUGGCCAUUAAGUCUAGAAGUAUAGAUAAUACUACUUUGUCAUUUAUUAUAAUGUAAUACCCGUAAACCAUUUAUUAAGGAUUUGCCUGGUUUCCAGACUUGUGGGCCACCUUGUAUAAUUCUUGCUCUCCUCUGAAAAGGACAAUGAAAUUUAUUCCUGUUGCCUUAAAAAUAAAUGUCCCUCUUCUUGCGUCAUGAUUGUCCUCAGGGAAGGUCUUUUACUAUUCCUGGGAGUGACUUCCAUCUAACUUUUCACACUAGUGAGAAUAAGAAAAACCUAUUUCAGCACUUCAGUGGUGCUGAAAUACAUUAUUUAUUUUCUGAAGACAUCUGAGCAAAUCUCCAGUCAAUUCACUGGCACCUGUAUUCUGUGUGAUAACAAGUGCGUCUUCCUUUCAAAUACUGCCCCAACUCUUGCCAAUUCAUCUCCCUUUGUCCCUUCAUGUGAAUGUUCUUUGGCUACCUUAGUAGAAACAUAGCUGGGUCUCCUCAUCCUCUGCAUCACAGUGAAAUGAGAUUGUUUACUUUUUUAGGUUUAUGCAAUUGAAAUGCCCAGUUCAGGCCUAUAAAACAUCAGUGCAUGAUCUUGACUCUGAGUGCUUCAGAAGAGCCGUGUUUGAGUACCGGUUGAUGGGGCGAUAGGGUGAAAUCAAAGACGGAGGUACAGCUCAGGUUUCCCAGGUAACCAGGCAUAGAGAAAAACAAGUCUGAUAUGAGGAAAAUUGCACAAUUUAGAGUAGUACUGCCAUGGAGACUAUUUCCACAAACUAGGACAACUGGGGAGUUAAGGUUUUUAUAUGGAUUACUCAACAGAGGAAAGUGCGUGCUUUUUGGAAGCAAAAAACCCUUCAAACCUCUUCACUUCCCUUUGUGUUUAGCAGACUUUCUAGUAUAAUCACUCUUUGGAGUUUUCGGGAGAGGUAUGGGAAAUGAGAAAUGGUCUGAUUUCCUACUCUACUUCGCCACCUUUCCCUGUCUCCUUUCUUCCAGCAAAACAGAUCAUAGUCAGUGUCACAGUCACUCAGUGUGUCUCAGCAGCAUUUCUGUUCCUGCCAUUGCCCAGCAAUUGAGUAUCCUUUGCGAGGUGACACUGCUGUAAGACAAACAUCUUUGCCAUUGUCCUAUGGAAGAUGUUUGUGCUCAGUGACCUAAAAAUUCUGUUUCUGGUUUUCUUCAACAAACUCUCUAGUUUUUCCUCCAAUGAUUUUAUGAAAAAUUAAAGUUUUUUUGAAAAUAUUUUGACAAAGUAAAGGGAAUAUUUUUUUUUUUCUCCUCCUUCUACCAUACAUGGGGUUCCUUCAUAGUUUGCAAAAAGAGCAGUGUAGAUGGUUUCUAAGUACCUGUCCUCCCAGUUUGUGAUUCUAGACAGCUCUGAAUGCAUUUUUCUUACAUUAUCCUACCAGUCUUCCCAGUUACAUAGAACUUGAAACCCUGCUGUGUUUAACACCCUCUAACACUAAGGCAAACAUAAAAUAGGUACUAUUUAUUGAAGGCUUACUGAGUGAAUACCGUGCAGUUUUAAGAUCUUUCUAAACAUCUCUUUCAUCUUUCAAGCAUCCUUGGUAUAGGCAUGAUCCUAUGUUUAUUCACAAAGACCGCAAGCGCCAGAGGUGUGAAGCAUCUUGCCCAGGCUCCUGCUGCCAAUAAAAGGAAUAGCCAGGACCCACACCCAGGUUUGCCUGAUUCUGCAGCCUGACCUUGCCCCUGGAUUUUAACUACUGAUGUUCUGUCCCAAGCAACCCAGGCUGCUGAGCUUGCUUGGUUUUGCUAGUAUUUCCAAGUGGCCUCACGUCAAAAACUAGCAGACUUCACUAUGGUGACUAUGGUGACAUUCAAUUCUGUAUGAGACUACUCCCUCCCCCACUGCCCACCAUUUGCUUUAGCAAAGGGAGCUGCUAGAGGAGAGUCUGAGCUCUUGAUCCUCCUCCGUAACUACUCAUUUACAAAUAAAAUGAAAGGCUGCUAAAGUAGCCUUGUCUAGGGUCCCAGCUAAUCUGUGGAGGAGGCAGGCUUGUGGUCUUCACUACCCUUUUGUUGUUCAUGGUGGUGUGCCCCUGAAGGGACCUUUACCCUUGAGCCACCCAGUCACGGUGCUCACACAUAGACCUGGGCUCCUGGGAGCUAUACACACACUGCUUACUUCACUGACAUCAGAACAGAUCACUCCCUUGCUCCCCAUCCCCAAGCAAGGCCUGAUAAUAAGCUGAUUCCUUCCUAAAGUGCUGGCAGGUAAGCAGAUGGUGACUGAGGCCCUAACACAGGGUAACCCUUGAGUUUUGUACCAUCGUCCCUCUAUUACAUUCCACAUUAACAAGAGUCUGCCAGAUUCGUCCUUUCUGCUGCCAUCUGAUGUGGUGGCACUGCUUGUCAUGGACAAUUCUGGCGGUAACCAAGGGAGGCUGGCUUCCUGUUUGUCUGCUUUCCCCAGGGUCACUCCCUGCUGCCCUCCAGCAGCCAAGCUCAGAUGAACUCCACAUUCACUAGGGAUGUGCCCAUCUGUUUGGUAGGAAGGAGAAAGGUAAGUGUAGCAGUGGGAGAGAGGACGAUUCUUAGAGGAUCUCCUCUGACUUUUUCUACCAUUUAAACCUGUUGAGAUAAGUUAAUUUUAGAUAGAAAGAUGCUUGUGCAAACCCAUAAAUACAGCUUUUACUGGAACCAGAGUUCAAUGUUUGACUUUAGCUAUUUGUCUGAACAGUUUACCAGCCUGCUGGGGCUCAAAGUAUAAAGACUGUAAAUUUCCGAAUAUAUGAAGGUAUAGGCAUUCUUAGUAGUUGCUAUGGUACUUCAUGCUCUGUGAAUUACAUGCAUUGCCUAAUUAAAUCCUCAACAAUUACCCUAUGUAAUAGGUAUCUGAAUUAUGUUGCUUCCUUGUAUUUAAAAACUGAAAUAACCCUGUUUACUUAAACUUGUGUUUUCACAUACCUAUAGGGAUAAAUCAGGAAGUUCAAAAGAGCCAUAUCUUUUCCUUGUUUGAGCUCUCCCUUCUCAUUAAGAGGUGAAACAAUGUAUUUGCUCCUGCCUGGAAUCUUUGCUGUCAGUGCUCAGGUACUGAGAUAGGAAAUGGGAGCUCAGAGGGUCCUGGUGGUAGUUACACACUGUAUAUACAGAGGGCAUAUGUAUGUCUUAUCUGUACUCUGCUCUGUUAUAAGAUCCCAGGAGGCAUUUGUAUCUACCUGAUGAAUUUCAUUAAUUAUCUUUCAUUUAAAAGACAGCAUCCUUUCUUGCUGCAGUUAAUUUUGCCAGAGAGGUAAUUUACAAGGCAGAGUCAUGUUCAUAGUAUGAAUUGUUUUCUUUGAAUUCUCCUUAAUUUUUAGUAACUGUCUUGUCUAUUUGGUGUCUAAGAAGAACCCAGUAACAGAAGCUUAUUUUAAUAUGGGAAUGUGGUCUGGUUGUAAGUUAUCAUCCUUCUGUGUAUAUCUGACACAGUCUGGUUUCCAGAUGAGAAGUGUCCAAGACCCACAGGUGGGAAAUCACGAAGCUAUAUUUCAACUAUGAAGAAAAAUCUGCUUCCUGCAUCUUUUGGGAUGUAUUAUAAUUACAAUUUUUCAUAAAUGCCAUACAUUAUGUUGGUUUUAACAAAUUGCACAAUUUGUGCCAAAAUAAUUGUCAUUAUUUGUAUGCUUCAGGGAAUUCUGCCAAUUUGAUCAGUGUGUGUGUGCAUGUGUGUGUGUGUGAGAAAGAGAGAGAGAGAGAGAUGGUAAAACAUUUCCAAAAGCCCUUGUAUGGCAUGGAUAUGCAUUCCUUCUUUGGUAAUAAUUAGGCUAUUCUAGGAAGCACGGUAUCAUUCUUGAAAUACAAGAUAUCCUGUUUAAAACUUCAAAGGAGCAAAGCACCUUGAAGUUUCUUCCUGAGGUCUGUGCGUGUGUAACUCCAUUUCAUAAAACCUUUUCUUGCUUUGGCCAUAAAGUCAGAAAUGUACUAAGUGAAAACAAACUUUUUAAUUUAAUUUAGAAAGGAGCAAAGGGAAGAAAAACAAAAACUCAGUCUUUGUGUGAGCUCUAAGGUGAUAGGGCUUAGAGGGCUUUUUCUAGUUUUAUGAGAAUUUGUACUACUGAUUUUUAUAUAUUCUUGGUCUUGAGAUGAACAGAUACCUGGGAAAAUUGUUGGAUUACAAUGGCAUUUCACUGUGAUUGCUCUCAAGCUCAAAUCAGUUUGCUAACCCAAUGCCGAUGUCUUUGGCUUACUGUCCUUUGAAAUGUUAGCUCAGUUUCCUAAAUGGCAUGUGUUUACUGUGAGUCAGCGCUUUCCUUCAGCGUGAAAGUAGUCAGCCCUCUUGAUUUUGGUGUAUGUGCUUAAUUCAAAGUGUAAACCUGUAGUCUAAUCUCUAAUGCUCCCGUGUUAAUUGUAUUACUAAUUAUUUUGAUUAUCUUGCUUGAAGAUUGAUUCACUUUUUAAUUUGAUAGAAAUAAAAGUUCUUUUUUUGGCUUAUAACUAGUGAAUUCAUUUAAUAUUUGUUGUAUAGCUUUUUACAUGUUUUUAUAGUAUACAUUUUCUAGAUAUUCUCAUUUAUGCCUUUGUGCAACCACUCCGUUUAUCAACAGUGUUAUCUCCAGUUUGCAGAUGGGGAACAUAAAGAACACUGUGUACCUGGGUAAGGUGACAGUCGGUGGCCGAGCAAGAUCCUGAACCCAAGUGCUAUGAUCUUCAGUCUCAUUUUCUUUUUUGUUGUACUAUGUUGCCUCUCUUUGUAUACCUUCAAGGUCCUUAUUUUUUCAGCACUUUAUUCUUUACAUAUUUUCAUGGAUAUUCUUUAAUUCUUGAAACACCUGGAUGAGGUGAGCAGAUUCCCCUAUUUUAUGGAGUAAGAGACUGGAUCAGAGUAUGACUCUCAAGUCAUAGUGUCCAAGGUUACUCAAAGCAGAAGUAGAAACCCCAGCAGGUGGUGGUGGUGGAAACUAGAGCCACGGAGGAAACACAGCCUCUGCAGAAGCCCCGUGUGAUAGGGAGUGGGGAGAAUGCCCUUGCUUCUCCCAACCUCAACUGUCUCCUGCAGGGGCUUCCAUUCGCUGAACCCAACCAGAUGCCAGCUGACAUAGGAGCCUGAGGAACAUGUUCUACAGGUUUCCAGGUCCCUGAAAGGUGAACCUGGAUAUGAUGGCAGUGUGGUAGACUGUAUUAAAGUUCAAGCCAUUCACCUUUUGAGGAGGAUUUUAUAUCUCUGCCCCAUUGGCUUCAUGCUGCAGCAUAUGAUUUGCUUAGCUAGUGACAUGUGAGCAGCAAUGAAGCCUGCUGCUUCUGAGCAGAAGCCUUAGAAGCCAGAGCAUGGUCACCAAUCCCUUUUCAAUGAGACUGGCACUCAACGGGCUUCUUUUCAACUGGAAUCCUAAAGUGAAGACAUAGGGUAGGGAUGUGGCCAAAUCAUGGUGGAUUUGUAGUAUGUAUGAAAAAUAAAACUUUGCUUUUAUAAGCCACUGAGGUUUGGGUGGAGCUGCACACAACAGCAUAAGUUAGCCCGAGAUGACUGAUAGAAAUGGACAUUAUAGUCAUGUCAUCUGUUUAUAACUUUGAUUCCCUUAUCAAGCACUAUUAGGCUUUAGGGUGCAAAGAUGAAUAAGACCCAGUUUCUGCCCUUGACUUCCUCACAGUUUCCUGGAGGGGAUGGACAUAUGAUUAGAUAACUCCACACUUAACUGUUGGCAUUGAUCACUGGAUUGUAAUUGAGAGAAUACAGAGAUAGUGACUGUCUUGACUGGCCAAGUAGAGACCAAGGAAGAGUUAGUAUUUUAACUGAGUGAUGCAGGAAAGAGAACCCAAACAGAGGGUAUGGUAUGUGGGUAGCAGUAUGAGCAUGUAUCCCAGGAGCUGGCCAGAGCAGAAUGAGGCAGGACUGGGGAGAUAAAGGUAAGAUUGAGUUGUAUGGGAAAUUGUACUGACCUGAUCAUAACUUUGCUCACAGUAGACAGUACAGACUAUGUCAUAAAGUGACUCAACAGAUUUGCAUAAUAAAUUUAUACUACAAGUCUGUGAACUAAGAAGUGGUAGUAAAGUUCAACAAAAAGUGAUGGUAGGAAUAAAAAAGAAGUAUCUCAAGGAGAGAAAUCAGGACCAAAAAUCAGUGAAAUGGGGGUGAAUGUAAGGCAGGAAGUGGUGGGGGCUGUGGAGACCUGAAAAGUACUGCUUUUUCUAAAAGGGGAGUCACUGCUCAGCUCUGGCCAAUUGUUACUAGGAAUUUUGCCCAUGCUGUCCAAUCAUUCAAUUUGUUAAGAGAAGCCAGAAAUCUAUGUUUUUAUGUGGAAUCUUUCUUUUAAAUGUGAUUAAAAUUUUUGACAAACAUUCUGUAGGCCAAAUAGCAUAUCCUUUGGAGCUAAUUUGGGACUUCUGGAUCAGAGAGAGAGAUACAGGAGGUAGGAAUUAGGAUCUUAGUAGCUAGAUAGAUGGCUAUGAAGUAAGGAGAUAGGAUAUGGAAGGGGAAAUGAGUUUGAAGGGCAGGAUUUUCUAGCUUUGAUCCCAUUCCCCCAAAAUGCACAGUUUUAUAGAAUUCUGCUUUAUCAGAGAAUACCACCUAUUCAAAUAAAUCACUUGAGUGUCUUA
Molecule: messenger RNA, 8746 nt
Organism: Manis pentadactyla (Chinese pangolin)
Lineage: Eukaryota; Metazoa; Chordata; Mammalia; Pholidota; Manidae
Gene: AK4
Product: adenylate kinase 4
Exons: 6
Coding region: 304-975 (223 amino acids)
Biological process (GO): nucleobase-containing compound metabolic process
Cellular component (GO): cytoplasm; mitochondrion
Molecular function (GO): AMP kinase activity; nucleoside diphosphate kinase activity; ATP binding
Source: RefSeq, a predicted model, not a curated record